CCCUCCAACGAUUGCUGUUAUCAACAUUAUCAACAGGUAAAGGAACAGCUGUUGAAGGAAGAUGUCGCGAAAGCAGGUUUUAAAUUUGAUCAACACGAUCGUUGCAAACUCUUGCAAGUGUCCCGCUCACUCACACAACUAUGGAUCGGCAGCAACAACAACGCAAACGGGACAGAAAGAAUACGCUUUUGAGAUGUCAGCAUCGACGGUGCGCUUUGGACCAGGAGUAAGCAAAGAGCUGGGAGCAGAUUUGCUUAACUUGGGAGCCAAGAAUGUUUGUCUGGUAACGGACAAGAAUGUGGCCAAGUUGCCCUCGGUACGAGUUGCUCUCGAUUCAUUGGCCCGACAUGGAAUCAACUAUGAGGUGUACGACGAUACGCGAGUGGAGCCGACGGAUGAAAGCUUCUGGCAGGCUGCUCAGUUUGCACGCCGUAAACAAUUUGAUGCAUUUGUGGCCAUUGGCGGGGGAUCAUCCAUGGACACCGCCAAAGCGGCUAAUCUAUUCUGCAGUGAUCCGGAAGCUGAUCUGCUAGACUACGUCAACGCGCCCAUUGGCAGAGCUAAAGAGAUUUCCGUUAAGCUGAAGCCACUAAUCGCAGUUCCAACCACAUCUGGCACUGGCUCGGAAACCACUGGAGUAGCCAUCUUUGACUACAAGAGACUGCACGCCAAGACGGGCAUCUCCAGCAAGCAUCUAAAGCCAACUCUGGCUAUUGUCGAUCCCUUGCACACACUCACACAGCCGGAACGGGUGAUGGCAUUCGCAGGAUUCGAUGUCUUUUGUCAUGCCCUAGAAAGCUUUACGGCUGUCGAUUAUCGCGAACGUGGUCCAGCGCCAUCUAAUCCCAGUCUUCGUCCAACGUACCAAGGCAGAAAUCCCAUUUCAGAUGUCUGGGCGCGUUUUGCUCUCGACGUCAUACGCACAAACUUCUUGGACGCCAUAUAUCAGCCCGAUAAUCUAGAGGCGCGAUCUCGCAUGCAUCUCGCAUCCACCAUGGCGGGAGUGGGCUUUGGCAAUGCUGGCGUGCACCUUUGUCAUGGUCUCUCAUAUCCAAUCUCCGGACAUGUGCGAGACUACAGGCCAUCGGGUUACUCCGGUGACCAUGCUCUUAUUCCACACGGUCUGUCAGUGGUGAUCAGUGCACCUGCUGUCUUUGAGUUUACAGCUGCCGCAUGUCCAGAGCGACAUCUCGAAGCAGCUCAGAUCCUGGGCGCUGACACAGCCGGAGUGAAAAAUGCUGAUGCUGGACGUCUUUUGGCAGACACUGUGCGUAGUUACAUGCAGCGUGCUGGCAUUGAAAAUGGCCUUCGUGAACUUGGCUUUUCCAGCGGUGAUAUUCCAUCUCUAGUCGAGGGAACCUUGUCCCAAGAACGCAUUAUAAAAAUGUCGCCUCGGGAGCAAUCAAGCGAGGAUUUGGCCAAACUCUUUGAGAACUCUAUGCACGUUUAUUAAUCUGAAAUAUUUGCAUACCUUUUAAGUUUUUCGCUGAAGCACAAUGUAAAACUGAAUAACGGAUCUUUUUAUCAAUGAAGUUGGCUGCAUUGCAAAAAGAUUUCAGGGCUUCCUUAGGUAUCAUAUAAACCAGUUCCACUGCGAACAUUAAACCAUUGC
Drosophila innubila is the source of this 1612-nucleotide messenger RNA. It is a transcript of the gene T3dh, whose product is annotated as probable hydroxyacid-oxoacid transhydrogenase, mitochondrial. Lineage: Eukaryota; Metazoa; Arthropoda; Insecta; Diptera; Drosophilidae. The transcript is spliced from 5 exons. The coding region runs from base 62 to 1453 and encodes 463 amino acids. The record is from RefSeq and is a predicted model, not a curated record. Gene Ontology annotation, molecular function: alcohol dehydrogenase (NAD+) activity; metal ion binding. Gene Ontology annotation, cellular component: mitochondrion.